Notodromas monacha is the source of this 621-nucleotide messenger RNA. The record is from the annotation of a GenBank genome assembly. NCBI's taxonomy places the organism in Eukaryota, Metazoa, Arthropoda, Ostracoda, Podocopida, Cyprididae.
AUGGACUCUAUAACUGCGUACAAUGGGGGCGCUGUUCUUGCGAUGACCGGAAAGGAAUGCGUCGCUAUCGCUUCCGAUCGACGUUUCGGUGUCAAAUUGCACACCUUGGGCACAGAUUUCACGAGAAUCUUCGACAUGGGACCGCACAUGUAUAUUGGCUACAGUGGUCUUGGCACUGAUGUACAAACUGUACAAGAGCGCCUUUCAUUCCGCAAGAACUUCUAUGAGUUGCGUGAAGGCAGGAAGAUGCAUCCAAACACUUUCAGCCAUAUGGUGGCCAACUUUCUCUAUGAGCACCGGUUUGGUCCAUACUUCAUCGAGCCGGUCAUUGCUGGGCUGGAUCCCAUAACUUUCGAGCCAAUUGUGGGAGGAAUGGACCUCAUCGGUUGUGUCAGCUUCCCUACAGAUUUUGUUGUUGGAGGAACAUGUACUGAGCAAUUGUAUGGCAUGUGCGAAUCGUUGUGGCGUCCGAAAAUGGAUCCCGAGGAUUUGUUCGAAUGCGCAUCGCAAGCUUUAGUGAACGCUUUCGAUCGUGAUGCGAUUUCAGGGUGGGGUGCCACUGUCUACAUCAUUGAGAAAGAUAAGGUGACAGUUCGCACACUGAAGACCCGUAUGGAUUAA